AUGAUGAGCGGCUACCACUGGAACAUCUCAGACUUCCCCACGCCCAUUUUUGGAUCAUACGAAUCAUGGAAUCUAAACCGCAGUCUUUGCGCCGAUCGCUACUCCCGAUAUAGUGCUUACGGAUAUACCGAGGGAAACGAGACAUCUCGAAUGCACGAUUGGCAUAGCGAAUCAGUUAGAUCUAGCAAGGCAGCCGAAAUCGACUGGGAGCAUGUGGACUGGGCCCAGUUACAACAGGAAUGCCUGCAGCGCAAUGCCCUCCGAUAUAGUACGACCGAGCCAAAUGAGAAGAGUAUCUGGGGUCUCUACAGGUCGCUCGAUCCGGAGAUGCAAAAGACGCCGCCUCCGGAAUCAUCUCUUAAGCAUUUGGAGGAAACAAGAAAAGCAGCCCAGCCUAAGCCGAAGCCUCGGACGGGUGUUAUUUUGCGCUCAUGGAUUGGUAUGGAGUAUACCGAGAACGAUUUGUACAACAUUCGGUCUAUGAUCAUGGAGCUGUCUCUCUACUCGGGAGGAGAGUACGAGGUUAUUCUCCUAGUCGACUGCCAGGACAAGCAAUUGCCCAAAGAGAACGAUGACGCUGCCUGGACCGCAUUCAAAGAGAAGCAUUUACCCCAAGAACUGCGAGGAUUGGCAGUCUUUUUCAAUGACAAAAUGCUCAAGGACUGGUAUCCUGAGAUUGACGUCCAUGUAGCGAUAUUGCAAUAUUUCCAGCCCACACAGAUCUUCUCACGGCUGCAUCCUCAAUACGAAUACAUCUGGCAGUUUGAGAUGGAUGCACGGUAUACCGGGCAUAUGUACGACCUCUUACACCAAGCAACAGAGUUCGCGAAACAGCAGCCCCGGAAAUAUCUAUGGGAACGUAACUCCUAUUUCUACAUUCCCGCCGUCCAUGGCACCUGGGAGGAGUUCACCAAAAAGAUAGACCAGGAAAUGCCUGGACAUGACAGUAUCUGGGGCCCUCGCCCUGCGGAGGGAAUCGAAAUCGAAGGACAAUCUCCUUUGCCACCCGUUCCACAUCCAGAAGAAGAGUCCGGAAUAUGGGGCGUGGGUGAAGAAGCCGAGCUCAUUACCUGGCUCCCCCAUUUCGAUCCGACUGAACAAGAGACGCCCCGACGAGCUGCGGUCGUAGCUAUGUCUCGCGUCUCGGCGCGGUUACUUCGCCUUUUGCACCAUGAUAAAGUGAAAAUGGGAGUUGGGCUCGCUUCGGAGAUGUCGCCUAUAUCUUGGGCUCUGUACUAUGGUCUGAAGGCUGUUCAGAUUCCUCACCCGGUGUACCAUGAGUCCAAGUGGGACCCACAGGUAUUGAAUCGCCGGGCCAAUCCGGGUGAGCCUGGCAUGGUCAAUGCUGGAAUCGACAGUAUUUGGAGUUGGGACAAGCAUAAUGAUAUCAUUUACAACACGACUUUCAUGUUCAACUCGAAGUUUUCAGAGAAGUUGUAUAGAGCCUGGAUGGGCUUUGAUGGCGCCGAAGAGUGGGAAAAAGAGAAUAGUCGACUUUGUCUUCCCCCUAUUUUCCUACAUCCAGUCAAGAACCUGGAAUCGAAGAAGAGAAAAGUGGGCUGA
This is a messenger RNA of Penicillium canescens, 1563 nucleotides long. Its product is annotated as DUF3405 domain-containing protein. NCBI's taxonomy places the organism in Eukaryota, Fungi, Ascomycota, Eurotiomycetes, Eurotiales, Aspergillaceae. The transcript is spliced from 5 exons. Bases 1 to 1563 code for a protein of 520 amino acids. The record is from RefSeq and is a predicted model, not a curated record.